Messenger RNA from Mizuhopecten yessoensis (Yesso scallop), 2979 nucleotides. RefSeq lists its product as uncharacterized. The record is from RefSeq and is a predicted model, not a curated record. The transcript is spliced from 8 exons. NCBI's taxonomy places the organism in Eukaryota, Metazoa, Mollusca, Bivalvia, Pectinida, Pectinidae. Bases 126 to 1013 code for a protein of 295 amino acids. Gene Ontology annotation, cellular component: membrane.
CGCCAUCUUUGUUUUGUGCGCCAUUACAUUUUGGAUUCUAUGUCAAUAUUUGACACAUUAUUUUGGAUUAAUUUUAACACAUUUUAGACUAUCAGACGUAAGGGCCACCUUGACCUGGACUGACAAUGGGAUGCAUAGGAUGCUGUGGAGGUCUAGGACGAUGCUGUAUCGUCCUUAUAAACAUGAUACUAAUCGUGGUGUUCGCCCUGAUAUUGCUGCUCUUUACUGUCGUGUGGAUCUAUCCUGAUUUGCCGUUAGUACUGGAUAUGUACGAGGGCGACGUGAAGUCAGAGAUGCAAACAAGUACUGUUAUCAAGGUUGAGGAUGACUGGCACAUCACAAAGUUCAGUCUGUACGCCACGUUUUUGUAUCUGGUGUGGGCCGUGGCUGGGGUAGGACUCCUGCUCAGUAUCUGUGGCUGUGUAGCAUCUUGCUGUAAAUACAAAGGAUGCAUCUGCGCUUACUCUAUCAUCGUUCUGAUUCUGGUGGUGGCUCAACCUGUUGCGCUGAUCAUGCUUCCGAUAGCCGAUGCCAAUCCUAUCUUGGGCACGCUGCGCAGUAUCUUAGAGGACAGUUUCAGUAGUUUCCAGGGAAUGGCUGGAGGAACAGAUGACGACAAUGCCUGGACAUUUGUCAUGUGGAAGAACACUUGCUGUGGUGUGGAAGGUUACAAACUGUCGGAGGCGUUCCUGCAAACGUUGUCAUCGACAAAGUCGUGUUGUCCGCCGGCGAAGGUCCUGUUAGACACGUGUACUAAGGCUGAUAUGUACGAAAUGGGCUGUGUGGACGCGUUGUAUGACAAGAUAGCCGGCACCAAUGGCUAUAUCCAGUACUGUCCAUUCCUCCUCGGUCUACAGUUUAUGCUUGUGUUCUUUGGGUGCUGUAUGGUUCUGAAGCUACAAUUAAAGAACCAAGUAUCGGAGGAACUUGAAGAGAGGUUACCACCAAAACUUGUUACAAGCAAGACGGCGCCUAAGGACAAUGUGUUUGCUGUUUCAUUUGGAUACCAGUAGUAAAGAGAUAGGAGAACCCUUAAUGAAUAUGUAUAUAUCUAGAAAAGAGUUAAUAUUUUGGAAUAGAGUUACGACACCCUUUUAAUGAAUAUGUAUUUAUUUAAAAUAGAGUAACGACCCCCCUUAAUGAAUAUGUAUACAUCUAGAAUAGAGUUACGACACCCCUUAAUGAAUAUGUAUACAUCUAGAAUAGAAUUACGACCCCCCUUAAUGAAUAUGUAUUUAUUUAAAAUAGAGUUACGACCCCCCUUAAUGAAUAUGUAUACAUCUAGAAUAUAAUUACAACACCCAUUUAAUGAAUAUGUAUAUAUUUUGAAUAGAGUAACGACACCCCUUAAUGAAUAUGUACACAUCUAGAAUAGAGUUACGACCCCCCUUAAUGAAUAUGUAUAUAUCUAGAAUAGAAUUACAACACCCCUUAAUGAAUAUGUAUAUAUUUUGAAUAGAGUAACGACCCCCCUUAAUGAAUAUAUAUAUAUCUAGAAUAGAGUUACGACACCCCUUAAUGAAUAUGUAUACAUCUAGAAUAUAAUUACAACACCCAUUUAAUGAAUAUGUAUAUAUUUUGAAUAGAGUAACGACACCCCUUAAUGAAUAUGUACACAUCUAGAAUAGAGUUACGACCCCCCUUAAUGAAUAUGUAUAUAUCUAGAAUAGAAUUACAACACCCCUUAAUGAAUAUGUAUAUAUUUUGAAUAGAGUAACGACCCCCCUUAAUGAAUAUAUAUAUAUCUAGAAUAGAGUUACGACACCCCUUAAUGAAUAUGUAUACAUCUAGAAUAUAAUUACAACACCCAUUUAAUGAAUAUGUAUAUAUUUUGAAUAGAGUAACGACCCCCCUUAAUGAAUAUGUAUACAUCUAGAAUAGAGUUACGACACCCCUUAAUGAAUAUAUAUAUAUAUCUAGAAUAGAAUUACGACCCCCCUUAAUGAAUAUGUACACAUCUAGAAUAGAGUUACGACCCCCCUUAAUGAAUAUGUAUAUAUCUAGAAUAUAAUUACAACACCCAUUUAAUGAAUAUGUAUAUAUUUUGAAUAGAGUAACGACCCCCCUUAAUGAAUAUGUAUACAUCUAGAAUAGAGUUACGACACCCCUUAAUGAAUAUGUAUAUAUCUAGAAUAUAAUUACAACACCCAUUUAAUGAAUAUGUAUAUAUUUUGAAUAGAGUAACGACCCCCCUUAAUGAAUAUGUAUACAUCUAGAAUAGAGUUACGACACCCCUUAAUGAAUAUGUAUAUAUCUAGAAUAGAGUUACAACACCCCUUAAUGAAUAUGUAUAUAUUUUGAAUAGAGUUACGACACCCCUUAAUGAAUAUAUAUAUAUCUAGAAUAGAAUUACGACCCCCCUUAAUGAAUAUGUAUACAUCUAGAAUAGAGUUACGACACCCCUUAAUGAAUAUGUAUAUAUCUAGAAUAUAAUUACAACACCCAUUUAAUGAAUAUGUAUAUAUUUUGAAUAGAGUAACGACACCCCUUAAUGAAUAUGUAUACAUCUAGAAUAGAGUUACGACACCCCUUACUGAUUAUAUAUAUAUGUAGAGUCGGGAAAUCCCUUAAUGAACAUGUACAUAUUUAAAAAUAGAUUCUGAAAACCCCUCGAUGAAUGUAUGUACACAGUUUUGUCAAACAAAUCCAUAAAAAGGAACAUAGAUGUAUACAAUGUUUGUCUAGUUAUAUUUCCAUCACGGUCUUGGAUAUGGAUAGUUAUCUGCAUAAAUCGGAGUGACAUUGAUUGUGCUGGCCAUUCUUUAUUAAGUUGAAUUCACAUAAAAUGUUUUAUAAUUAAUUUUGAAUAUAAAUACUUUAUUUUAUUUUCAUUACCAUAUUCUUUAAAGUAUUUGUGAAAAAAAGAGAGUUAACUAUCAUAAAUCAGGUCUCUUAUCAGUGAGAAAAUAAAACAUUUCGAGAAUUAGAAUGGACUAACAAGGUACUCUAACCGGACUAUCGAUAUCCUGGAAUUAUAUA